Molecule: messenger RNA, 1548 nt
Organism: Cladophialophora carrionii CBS 160.54
Lineage: Eukaryota; Fungi; Ascomycota; Eurotiomycetes; Chaetothyriales; Herpotrichiellaceae
Exons: 2
Coding region: 1-1548 (515 amino acids)
Cellular component (GO): cytosol; nucleus
Molecular function (GO): mRNA binding; RNA 7-methylguanosine cap binding
Source: RefSeq, a predicted model, not a curated record
AUGGCUCUCGCUAUGGCGUCGGCAGUGUCCUCGGGGCAGGAUGCUGAUUUGAUGGACAUUGAUAUCGACAUGGACAUGGAUGAUCAAGGUCCAAUUCUCGACGAUGAGUUCCAGCUCGAAGAAGGCGAAGAACCCUCGUUCGUGCCCUCCGGCGCCGCACCCUCUGUCACCAAUCCCUCGACCCUUAUCCCCGCCAUCUAUACCGAAGAUCCCGCCCUCGAGCCGCAAUGGAACAAAGUGCACAUCCGCGGUGUCGACGACCUGCAUACUAACGACAUCCUUGCGUUCGUCCACGACCACUUCAGCGAAGCGGGGGACGACAUCCACGUGCAAUGGGUCGACGAUACCUCUGCGAACAUAGUCUUCAAGGCCGACGACGCCGCGAAACAAGCACACGUCGCGUUCCUCGCCAACCCGGUCAGUGUCGAAGAACUCACGAACAAUCCCUUCGAGCUCCGCGCCGCGAAACACCUGACAAGCCGACCAGCGAGCACGCUCUUCGUAAGGGUAGCUCAGCAAGGCGAUCGCAAGAAGAAAGGCGCCCGUGAAGCAAGCAGAUACUAUUUGAUGCAUCCCGACCAAGACCCGACGGAACGCAUGCGCAAAGAAUUUGAGAACACAAGAGGUGACUACCGACGACGCAGAUUUGACGACCGAGAACUCCACAGACGGCGGGGCGGCGGUGGGCGAGGAUAUCAAGACGCUGGGAACGGCGGCGAUCCUACAGAGAGUUUCUCGGCGGACAUGUACGACGAUGCGCCCGCCACGGAUCCAGAAAACACCGACAAGGCCAGAGGUCGAGACUUGUUCUCUCGUGUCGCCAAAGGGAGGAGAAGAAGCGCGAGUCCCGGCAUGAGGACCCGCAACAGCGACGAGAUUGAGAUUUCCGAAUCAGACGACGACGGUCGUGCACGACGGAGAAAUUACCGAGAUCGUGCUCCGCCCCGCGUCAAUAAUGCAGGCAAGGAACUAUUCUCCUCCACCUCCUCCCCCAAAUCCGGCGGUGGUCUUCGCUCCGACCGAUUGGAUCUCUUCCCUGCCAAGCCAUCAGAUACCGACACCUCCAUGUCCACGGACCCGGUUCCCCCGUUGCGCCCGAUAGAUGCAGCAAACAAUCGCGCCAACGCUGCCGCGGCAAAGCGGCUGAAAGCGGACCUUCUCAGCGCCUCUCAAACGAGUCCCAGAUCGAAUCAUCGACGAAGCCACGCCAUGGACGCUAAGAACGAAGAAGACCUCGCGGAAAGGUUCGCCAGGAAGAGCAUAUCAAUCGACAGCACCAAGUCGAGAAACGGGCCGUCGAAUGCAGGCGUGGAAUUAUUUCCCUCGAACGGAGGCGGUGGCGGGCUGAGCAUCAAAGGCGCUUCCGACGGACUGAGUAUCAAAGGAUCUGGCGGCUUGAGCAUCAAGGGAAGAGCCCUUGAAGUUAAAGAGCUGUUUCCGAACCAGUACCAGAAAACAGGGACGGGCCGGAACGAAGGCAAGGAGUUGUUCGAUGCGCCGGUUCGAGAGAAGAGGGUGAGGAGACGGGCUGGCGAUUUAUUCGAUUGA